This is a messenger RNA of Aureobasidium namibiae CBS 147.97, 2436 nucleotides long. RefSeq names its product DUF726-domain-containing protein. NCBI's taxonomy places the organism in Eukaryota, Fungi, Ascomycota, Dothideomycetes, Dothideales, Saccotheciaceae. The transcript has 2 exons. The annotation marks the transcript as partial. The record is from RefSeq and is a predicted model, not a curated record.
CUCGCUGGCGCAUCCGAAUGGUCUCAUCAAGCUGUCACGGCUGCUCCAGCUCGAGAGAAACAGCCUCAAGAGAAUGAACUCGAUUGGCAAGAGAUGCCCGCCUUUGCUACUCACACCAUGUACGACGAUUGGGGUAAAGUUGUUGCGCGCGAGGUCGCCGAACUCGAGGAAGAGGACUAUGCAUAUGGCAAUGCUGCUGCCAAAGGAUACACCAGAGUACAGCUCGAUGACGAUGUCCAGUCUGCCACCAGUUUGGACGAAGAUACUGCCUACCUCUUCAAGCCUGAUGCUGGUAACAACACAUUGGACGAAGACGACAGUCGCGAUGUUCUGUCUCAGAUGCAAGCUACAAAGGACUUGUUGACAGAGGGUCAACGUAUAGCUUACGUUGGUCUCGUACGAGUAUCCAUGUACCAGAUGACAAAGUACCUCGAGGGUCUCGACAAGACUCGGUCUACCAAGAAGCAACUCGAUAUCGCAAUAGAAUCCAUCCAGAUGUGGGCCCAGAAGAUCAUGGUUCGGUUGUACAGUCACAUGGAUCUGGAUGCUGCAGAGCAGAUCAUGAUAGAACAGCUGGCCGAACACGGAGUUGAGCCUGCGGAUCUAACAGGUCCUCUCAUGCAAAACGCAAGGGUCAAAAAUCCCACAAAGACAGAAGAUGAUGCUACUGCUUCCUCAAAUCUCUCAGACUCUCAAUCAUUGAAGUCCCCCACUCUUAGCGGUCCGCCAACUCCAUCAAUACCUCCACCGUAUGAGCAAGAAGUACCGCCGGAUUACUCUGUCAAAGAUCCAUCAGAAUUGCCCGACACGAAAAGUAUUGAUAUUGACCUCCGAUGGACUGUUCUCUGUGAUUUGUUUUUAGUCUUGGUUGCUGACAGCAUUUACGACGGCCGCUCGAGGGCUCUUUUGGAACUGGUCGGGAGCGCUCUCUCGGUCGACUGGCUCGAGAUCUGCCGAUUCGAGAAGCGCAUCACAGAUGCCCUGGAGAUGCAACAAGAAGCAGACAAGGAAAACUGGAAUGAGGAGGAACACACCGACAAACGCCAGAAAAUGGCACGGAAUAGAAGACUGGUUAUGAUGGGCUUGGCCACUGUUGGUGGAGGUCUUGUCAUCGGACUGAGUGCUGGUCUGCUCGCACCUGUCAUUGGUGCUGGUCUUGCUGCUGGCUUCACCACUAUCGGUGUUGCCGGAACGAGUACCUUCCUCGGAGGUGUUGGUGGUGCAGCCUUGAUCACAUCCAUUGGUGUAACGACUGGAGGUACCAUCGCUGUUCGUGCGAGUAACAGGCGAACGGGUCCAGUCAAGACUUUUGAGUACCGACCACUUCACAACAACAAACGCGUCAACCUGAUCGUAACUGUGGCUGGUUGGAUGACAGGCAAGGUCGAUGAUGUCCGUCUGCCUUUCAGUACGGUCAAUCCUAUCAUGGGCGAUAUCUACAGUGUGCAUUGGGAGCCGGAAAUGCUGCAAAGCAUGGGUCAGACCAUCAACAUUCUGGCAACUGAGGCUCUCACUCAAGGACUUCAGCAAAUUCUUGGAAGCACACUGCUUACCGCACUCAUGUCUGCAAUGUCUUUGCCGCUUGUGCUCACAAAAUUAUCGUAUCUCAUCGACAACCCCUGGAGUGUAUCGAUGGCACGCGCAGAUAUGGCUGGUCUCAUUCUCGCCGACUCUUUGAUCGAUCGCAAUCUCGGUGUACGACCAGUUACGCUCGUAGGCUUCUCUCUGGGGUCACGUGUCAUCUACGCUUGUCUCAGAGAGCUCGCCAAUCGUGGAGCAUUCGGUAUUGUCCAAAAUGUCUAUGUCUUCGGCAGUCCUGUGGUGUUCAAAAAAGACGAAUACAUCAAAGCAAAGUCGGUCGUGGCUGGAAGAUUUGUCAAUGGAUAUGCCACAAACGACUGGAUUCUGGGUUACUUGUUCCGUGCUACCGCAGGAGGUAUAAUGCAGGUUGCUGGACUCACUUCGGUCGAUAUACCAGGUGUUGAAAAUUACAACGUCACAGAAACCGUCGCAGGCCACAUGGCGUACCGUAAAGCUAUGCCGAAGCUUCUCAAAGAGGUGGGCUGGGUUGUGGAUAGCGAAGAGUUCUCUGAAAUCGAGGACCCAGAUCCGGACAACCACGAAAAACGACAACGAGAACUGAUCAACGAGAUUGAAGAAGCCAGAAAGGCGCUCGAGAAGAAGCCCGAAAAGAAAGGAUUCAAGGCACUCUUCAGCCGGAACAAGAAACAUGCCGAGAAGAAGGAGUGGGAGACAUACGACGAGAAGAUCAAGGCAGGACCGGCGGAGGGAUCUGCUGAUGGAUCAAACCAAGGAACACUUUUCGACAUUGAUGCUCUCCAGCACGAAGUCGCUGCACUUGCUGCUCAAGGCAUUGAGAUCAAGGAGAUCAAGAGUACGCUACCACCGAUGAAAAUCGACACCACAGCCUUUCCC